Molecule: messenger RNA, 8918 nt
Organism: Lytechinus pictus (painted urchin)
Lineage: Eukaryota; Metazoa; Echinodermata; Echinoidea; Temnopleuroida; Toxopneustidae
Product: regulation of nuclear pre-mRNA domain-containing protein 2-like
Exons: 10
Coding region: 20-4858 (1612 amino acids)
Biological process (GO): mRNA 3'-end processing
Molecular function (GO): RNA polymerase II complex binding
Source: RefSeq, a predicted model, not a curated record
CACUGGAUAGCUGGCCACCAUGACAACUUCUUCUUCUGUUACGCCGGAGAGCUUGCGCAAGAGACUGGGUCAGUUAACAGGCGCACAAGACAGUAUACAGUCCGUGUCAUAUUGGAUUAUUCAUCACAAGAAUCACUAUCGUCAGAUCCUGGAUUGUUGGUUUGAUAUUUACAAAGAUGCCAAAUCUCGCAUGAAGCUUACCCUCCUGUAUCUGGCCAAUGAUGUGAUUCAGAACAGCAAGCGGAAGGGGACCACGGUCUUUGUAGAUGCCUUCAAGAAUGUUUUAGAAGAUGCUGCCAACCUCUGCCAAGAUGACUCGAUCAAAAAGAAUGUCUUACGACUUUUCAAGAUUUGGGGAGAGAGGAGCAUUUAUGAAAAGGACUUCUGUGAUAAACUCAUUGCAGCUGUAGGAAAACAACAACCUGAGACCAAGAAUCCACCGAAGCCAAAGGUUGACGCCAAAUUCCUUGCUGAAUUUCAGCCUGAAGAAGUACCGGAUGUGAUAGAGGAACUGAAUGAAUUUCAAGAUGAGGUGGAACUGAAGUUCAAGCAGCUCUCAAAUCUAAACCUUGAUGUUACCAGUGUGGACACAAUAUCACAACUGAAAGAUCGAGCUGGAGGGAAGCUGUUCUCCCAGCAGUUUGAGGAUGCGGCGGACCGUCUGGAGGAGUUUGUGGUUGCCUUGGAGAAGGAGGUCAAUCUGCGCAAGCAGCUGGUGGAUCUCCUUGAGAAGAGCGAGAUCUACUUUGAUGCUCAGAUGGGAGAAGCGAGGAUCGUUGCCAAUGCAUACAAGAAUUUUGGUACUCGAGUGACAAGCUUGAAGAAGAGAUUGGAUGACUACAAGAAAGUUCUACCCGAGAUUGACCUAAGCCCUUUACCAUCCCCUUCAUCAGAUGCUCCUUCUCCAGGUGCUACCCCUCCCCAGGAGCAAGAUGGUGUAAACAGGGAUUUGGAAGAUAUGGAACUCUCAGACACAGAUGACGGGGGAAGAAUUAUUGCUGCUGUUCCUGGCAAGUCAUCAAGAUCCAAGAAGACUGAGAAGAGACAACGUAAAAGUGCAUCUUCAAGGUCCAAGAAGAAGGCUGUAAGCGAUGGAUCUGGACAGAAAAUCUCCGUCAUUGCGAGCAGUCCAGUCUUUCCUAAUGCCACAACAUCUCAGGGGGAGAAGAUCCAUUCCAUCUCUCCAAAUGUACCAGGCAGUUCUUCGUACGCAAGUCCCUUUGAUUUCCCUUCUUCGAGGCAAGAUGGUGGAUUGGUAACGACUGCAGGAGCCGCACCGGUGUACACUCCAAGCAUGACCACUGGUUUCACACCACAGGCAAGUGCAGCUUAUACUCCUGCAAGUUCAGCAGUUUAUAAUCCUACUGCUGCAGCUACGACGUACAGUCCUGCAACCUCUGCAGUUUAUAAUCCAACGGCGGUAACAACCACGUACAGUUCUACUGCCGCACCUUACACUCCUGUUGUGACAACCCCGUACAAUCCAGCAUCAUCUGUUGCUUAUUCUCCUGUUGCAGCAGUGACAAGUGCAUAUGUACCUGUUGCUUCAUCUACUGUGCAGGCAUACUCUACAGACGCAACAGCACCACCAGUUUAUACCCCAACCGCUCCAUCCGUCGCACAGUCUUAUACACCUACCGUUGCUGCACCAGUUGCAGGAUAUUCCUCAACUGUUUCUUCUGGAGCCCCAGGUUAUGUACCACCUGUUCCUGCUACAGUAGCUCCAGUAUAUGCAGCUCCAGAUCCUGCACCUAGUCCUGCAUAUACACCAACGAGGCCUGCAGUGAAUCCUGCAUAUACGCCAACAGCCCCUGCAGCAACCCUUGCGUACACACCAACAGCUGCAGUUCCUGCACAACCUGCAUACACCCCUAUUGCCUCAUCAGUAUCACCAGCAUAUACCCCAGUUGCAUCCACAGUAACUACGGCUUAUGCGGUGACCACACCAUCAGUUACACCAUCCUAUCCAGCUCCUGGCUCUACAAUAUCAUCUGUUUACACACCAGAUCCUUAUAACCAGCCUGUACCAACAUCGACAGUGAGCUCUGUAGGAUACAACACUAAUGAUGCCACAGGUUACAAUUCAUCAACAGAAUCAGCAUACAAUCCUGUAAAUGUCUCGUACAACCCACCAGCGCCUUCUGCGUACACUCCUCCAGUUGCGACCCCAGCACCUGCAUCAGCUCCAUCAUACACACCCCCAGUGGCAUCAACCUAUGAGCCAACACCUUCAACUACCUACGCCCCUUCAUACAACCCGCCUCCUCAUGAAAGAAGCGCCCAACCGUCCUAUGGGCAGUCAUAUUCAAACACAUAUACAAGCAGUUCCGAAGAGGGUAAUGCCUAUGAUCCUUCACAGUCACAGUAUAAUUACAACAGUGCGCAAAAGCCUUUGCCAUCUAGAGACUUUGAUUAUCCAACCCAACAGGCCAGGGACUCUGAUGUCACACGUUCCGGAACACCUCUCAGGGAUGAACAGCUGUCACAAGCAGAAGGGCCCUUGUCAUCUGACCCAGCAGCAGAUAACUCAUACUAUCCUCCCCAAAUAUCGUCAGAGUACAGAAAUACUGUCCCUCAGCAGAACGUAGCACCCGUUGUUCCAGCCAAUCCAAUGCAGUUCCUGACAAAGUUGAUCAGUAGUCGUAAUGUGCCUGCAAACCCUGAUAAACCCACAGACUUCUUGAGUACCCUGAGCAGUCUCUCAGGAGCACAGCUAAAUGUUGUAGAGCUUCAACAAAGAGAAUCUCCACCGCCACCUCCUCCUCCCCCUGUCCGUAAACUCCCUCCCAAACUGUUAGACGAUGAAAGGACAAGUGGAAAACGCGUAACUUCUACAAAUGCUUUCAGCAAAAGUAGGGAGUCUGAGAAAGCGGACAGACCGGAAGAGAUGGAAGAAGAAGAAGAUGAUGAAGAGUACCUGACUCCAGAAGAAAAAUCCAAACUUGACAAAGCCAAUAAAUCUUUUGGUAUUGGUCAACUGAUGUUACAGCUAGCUGACAAAGGAAAUGAAAAAGAAGAAGAGAAAGAGGUGGAGGAGGAGAAGGAGGAGGAAGAGGACAUGCCUGUAGAAGAGGAUUUUGAUUUUCCCUUAUCAAAGGACAAAGAUGAAAGAUUUCCUGAAACUCCUGAGGAAGAAACCAGGCAUGGUUCUGGUGACUAUGCCAAGCUACCCCCUGCACCACAAUUCUUGAUAAAGCCAAGGAAUACUCCUGUAGGUUCAUGGAUACCUCAACAUGCUACACCUAAAAAGCCUGUGGUUCUCUGUAAACCAGGGAUACCCUUGUCUGUAUCACCUCCACCACCUCCACCUCCACCACCACCUUCGUCAGCAGCACAACCCCAGCCAGUUGUGCCAUCAGGUCCUGCAACGAAUGCAGUAGCGGUUCCAGCAGUCCCGCUUGCUGCAAUGCUGCUACCUCCACCACCCCCUGUGACUGAAGAUCCACCACCACCACCUCCUCCACGUCCAGCACAAGUACAGACACCAACAGCACUUGCUGGGCAAGCUCCAACAAUACUCAAACCUGUGGUCAAUGUUCCGGCAGUUCAACCUCAAGGAAUCGCUGAAGAGACUGAUCGUAGGCCAAAUCUGCAACCCCGAUCACAAGCUACCAAUCAUACUAGUGUCCAAAGACAAAUCUCUUCAGGACAACCUAUUACAGUUGUUCGUCAGCUUUCAGAUCCUUCUCCUAGUCCUCCUGCCCAGCCGAUAAGAUCAAUCAUACAUGAUCGCACUUCGGAUGUUCAAAGAAUAUCUGUGGUGGGUAAUACACGGACUCAAGACUAUGAUGAGCCAAGACCUGUACCUGUACUCGGACAGUCACUCAGGAUACGGGGACCAGUUCCAGGACCUCCACCUGGACCACCUCCACCAACUGCUAGACAAUUGUCAGGAUCAGGCAUUAGAGCUCCAGGACCUCCACCUGGCCCGCCACCAGUCAGUGCAAAGAGAAUGUCAAAUAAGGAAUCUGCACCUACUGGUACUGCACCUGAUGAGCAGCAGGAUACUCCUCAGAGCCCUGAACCUUCCAAGAGUUUGGAUUCAAUGCCGAUUAGUUCCAUACCUAGUUUAGUUUCGCCCACAAUGCUUAACCCGCUGAAGCGGGUGAACCCUACCCCAGAGGCCUCAUCACCAUAUCCAGAAAUUACUGAAGCGAAGCCUCUUAGAUCUAUUCUUAAACGCUCCAAACCCACUUCUCAACCUGAACCAUCUCCUGUAGAUGUGGAUUACCGUAAAGAUUCACAAAUACCCGUAUUGGGUGCACAGCCUCGUUCACUUUCACAGGACUAUUCCACAGAUUCACCUAUUCAGGUUCUAGGUUCCAAGCCACCCAUACCCCAAUUAUUUCCUCAAAGUGAUGACUUUGAAUCAUCGGACUCUAAAAUAUCUGUGGUGGGUGCUGCAGGCCAGCCCGGAAACAUCAGCCCAAGAUAUUCCCAAAGACCCCCUUUUCCUAGAGGAGGACCAAGAUCACCAGAACAUAGAGUGCCAGGACCCAACAGGUACAACAGAAGCCCAAGUCAUGAUCAGAAUUACUCUGAGAGGCCCGUUAUCCAGAGGGACUAUGGACAUGGUAAACGGCAACAAGAAGACUAUGACCAUAGACAGCCUGCUGGCGACCAGGUAAUGACCAUCCAGACACUGGGUAGUGAUCGUCCUCCUGCCUUUCAGGAUAAAUACCAUCGUGGUCCUCCAGAACAGAGACAUCAGUAUGAGCCUGAACCUAGACACUUUGAUCGUCAGUAUCGCCCCGAGAUGAGACCAAGGGGCUAUGGUCCAAGACCUCAUGGGCAGUUCAGACCAAGUUUCAGGGGUAGGUCCCCGCAGUUUCGUCCAAGACAGUCAUUCUAUUAUUAAUGUUUAUUUUUUGUAUCUGUACAUGUUCCUUUUUUUAUAUCAAUGAUGUACAACUAUAGUGUACACUUAUAUUGCAUAUGUUUAGCCUCUGUACAUGGACAAACAUGUAUGUUUGAUCAAGUUUUCUUUUUUGAAAAUAAUUUACUCUUGCAAACACUUCAUACAUCUGCACACUUGUUUUACAAAAGGUGCUGCAAGAAAAUAUUUGCUAUCAAUGGCAAAUGCGUGUAUCAACAAUUUCAAUUGACAGAUCCCUCAAAACUGGUAAUCAGCUUUCAGUUUCCAUGUUGCAAGUUACAGGCCCAAUUAAUCACAAUUUUUCAAUCAAUCGCAUGACUUGUGAUAGGCUCUUACGAUUGAUUUGCAAUUGGUUGCAUAUUUCUUGCAAUACCUCUCAGGGCCACCGCACACCUUACGACUGGUCAACGAUCCGAUUUUGCAACAAAUUGCAUUUUGCUCAUUUUCAGAAAAUGUGAAUAAAAAGUAUCUCUUUAUCUAAGCUGACCAUUUUGAGGUGUUUAAUUAUUGUUUUAUUGGCCCAAACUUGGAGUAGUGUGUGCGCAGCGCUUUGUCACCGAAAGGAAAAGGCGCGAAUUAAAUGACAUUUGGAUUGGUUCAAAUUGACUGAGAGAAUACUAAUGUAAAAAUUUUUGAUGAUUGUAAGCUUUCAAUUUGGAGUAAAGGCCAAAUAAGAUCCAAAUCGUAGCCAAUCUUAUGAUUGCUAUGGCGUCAUUACGACGAGAUAUUAAUCUUUUUAUUCUAAUAAGGAUGAAAGCAUAUUCACAGAUUUGAAGUAUUCGUAAGGUGAUUUAGAACAUUACUCAGUAAGAUAUUCCAUGUCUCAAUAUUAGCAGGAAAUUCUACUACGUUUUACUCCAAAAUUGGGUCGCAGGCCAAUCGUAAGGUGUGCAAUGGCCUUUAGACAUACAACCUUGGCGAAAAUCAUGAUGAGUUUAAUAUUUGGUUUAAUUUUAAGUGCAAUUUUUAAAGUUUAGUGUUGCUGUUGGUAUCUUCAAUUUAUGUAGAUGCUCAAAAUGCCUAGAAAUGAUUACACAAGACGUAAUUCUUUAUCGUUUUCAUCAUGAAGAGAUCCUUGUUAUUUGCUUAUUGGUUUGGUUUUGAAAUAUAUUAGUAUAUUUCCACUCUCUUUUGCUUCUGUUUGCACAUGCCUCCCUUGCAUGUUUUUUAUCGAUUGUUCCAAAAGAUUUGACAACUCCUUGUGUAAGAUAGAAUUAAAAACCACAGGGAUAGGUUAUAUUCCGAAUGGAAAUGUGCGAAAUUUGUCAAGAAAAAUUAGUUUUGAAUUUGCCCAUUGCACUUUUAUUAUUAGAUAUUUGAAUGGAGAUCAUAGAGCUGAAUUAUUGCUAUGGAAUGUAAAUGUGUUUGAUUUGCAAAUAACAUGUGUCAAGAAAGCAGAUCUUAUAUAGAUUGAUAGAGUUCUGAAUUUUGAUUACAUUUUUUCAAUUUUAGAAAAGAAAAGAGAGUUAAGGUACAGUUAUAUUUUUGCUUCAGGUAGUUUCCAAGAGCACAUGAUGAUAUUGAAGGCCUCGACAGCUAAUUCUGUGAAUUAUGUAAAUAAUUAUUUUUAUAUCAUGGGUGACUCUUAAGUCUCUUAAGCAUUGUUCAUGUAUAACAAGACUAAAUUCAGCAACAUUUUUUCAUAGUGUUAAGAAAUGAUGAGACAAAUUGUCCCACUUCUGCUAAUAAAUGACCACUUUAUCUCUCAAGUCCCAAGAACUGUCCAAAGUACAUGCAAAAACUGGUGACAUCAUUAGAUGAUCUCAUUAUGUCAUGAUUCACGUUACAUGAUGCCAUGAUGUCAUGAGUUUGUUAAAUUUUGGCUACUGGAUUGUGUAUUUAUGGAUUAUAAAUUGAAGUGGCUUUUAGAUUCACUUUAUUUUGUAAAAUUAGCUUAAAAAGAUAAUAAGGUGAAAUGUAUUAAGCAGAAAGUGGAACCGAUUCGAUGAAAGAUUGGAAAUGUCUUUGUGUUUUAGAAUGAUGCAAAUUUUUGUGUUUGCAUCAUUCUAAAACAAUGAUGCAAGUUUUUUCUUCAGAUAAACAUUUGGUAAAACUAUUGAAUGGAGAUGAUCAACAUCUUUAUGGUACUAUAUUAGGCAGUUUUGAGGUUCACAAUUUUAAUGUUCAGUACACACUAAAUUGAUUGGAGGUUAUGGUACAUGCAUGUAUGAUAUUUAUAACCUAAAGGUGUAUUAGACUCGAGGGUAUGAUAUCUUGUUAGAUUUUAGAGAUACUGGCCCCCACAAUGAAUGCAUUUUAAACAGAAGAAAAUCACAUGAGAUCAGUGGAGGUUGAGGGUUAAUGGGCAAGUAUUAGAUAGGGUAAGCGUAAAACCCUACACACACUAAAUAUAUAGAACUUUAUCUGAAAUUGUAUUGUUCUGUUUUAUAAGACGAUGAUGUCGGUCCUGAUGUUAAAUCAUCCUUUACUCAUCUUCAGGAAAUAAGGAAAAUGGUGUUUAAAUGCUUUGUCACAUGUAUGUCCUCAACUAAUCAAUUUAUGGAUAGGAUGCCCUUCACAUAAACCUGUUUAUUUACCCCCACCCCCACUUCAAUAUUUAGAAUGUGCUAAAAGAAUGUUUAAGCUAAUGUCUUUAUCUUAAAGCCCAGCGCACACUACAUGAUCUGACUUAAAAACAACUUUCUUUUUGCAUCGAUACAAAAAUUGAAGAAGUGAAGUUAUUUUAUUUGAAGUUCGGCACAAUGCCAGGAAUACUAAUAUCAGAAUUCUGCUUUGCUGCAACCUUAUGGUCAGAAAUAAUUCCAAAUCAGCUUCAAGUCACAGCUGAAGAUGAUGUAAUUACGAUUUGGAAUUGAAUUAGCUGUUAUUCCUACAGAGAGGCUUGAAAUAGACUAAUUUUUAUUUGGGAACUCAGACCACUAUUCGAUACUUUGAUCGUUAAGAUUAUCUAGGUUGGAAUAUUCAUAUCAAAUGCUAUUACUAUUUCUUUGAAAAUCGGAUCGCAGCGUAAUGUGCACCGGGCUGAAAACACCUUAUAAGAUUGUAUUAGUCAUACAUAUAUUUUGUAUAUAUUGCCAGCUACAAACAGAUUCGUUGUUUCACACUUAUCACUUUCCAACAAUAACACUUAUGGAAUUGUCAGCCCUAGUAAAAGACUGAUUUGAUGAUUAAUGGUGUCUUUGAUGUAAUAAGACUGGGAGUAAAAGAAUUUCGAAGUGAACCAGGGAAACUACAGUUAUCCUUUACUGAAUAUACAUGUAAUUUUGGGAUGAAGUUCUAACCAAGAGAAUCUACAUUGUGGACAGGUGUCCGUAUUGCGCAAGUAACCAAUAGUUUUCAUCAUAUUUAUCGUAUAUAAUCCUAUUAUCAAGGGUCAGAUGAUUUGCCUUUAAUUUCUCCCUCAUUUUAUACCUAUUUUGCAGCUGCUUUAAGGCUACAUUGCGGAUAGGACCCCUGAUAAAAUAUGUUAAUAUUACCAAAAUAUUUCGGGAGGCAAUCUCCUACGUUGCUCUUACAUGCCAAACUGCAAAUUUUGCAGCUUUUUGCAAAUAAAUCCUUUUUUCGGAUAUCGCUAAUUGAGCUAUCAUCUUGCUGUCACACAGUUAUCUUUGUGACAGAGAUGAACGAGGAUCUCCUCUUUUUUUUGGGGGGGAGGGAAGUACUAAUUUUGUAGAUUACAGCAUUCUUGCACAUCCCUGGUCAUAUAUUCCUCAACCAAGAUACUGCAAUAUUGUUGCAAUGUUAUGGUAUUUUGAGGCAUAUAUGAACAUGUUAUGAAAAGUGUACUCUGCAUCAGGACCAUAAUAUUGCAGUAUUGGCGUAUAAAUGGAUGGGAACAUGGUGCAGUCGGUUAAACAGAUAACAGUGAGCGUGUGAGGUGUUUGCCUGUGUGAGAGAGAAAGACAAUCUUUUUUACUUUGUAACUAUAAAAGAAAUUGUUUUGACUUGAUGACUAUAAAAGAAACUUGGGAACUUACACAUAUCUGCCUAUUGACUGGAAGGAUGGUCCUGUGUAAUCAAAAUCAUUUAUGAAUAAUAGUGGUAAACCAGUCCUUGUUUUAAUCAAUGAAGUUUAUGAAUA